GUCUCUUCUUUGCUACCUUCAUGGAAAUACCAGAGAUAAGGCCGAUUAAUGUUUACGUUGAUACUGUGAUGAAGGGUAUUCUGACUCUUCGUCCUGUUGUUAGACACGUAGUCAUAUUAGUAACAGACAGGUAACAAGCGAAUUUACGCAGGCUAGCUUUGAAACUGGGCAGAAAGUAUGUCUGAUUCUGAAGAUGAUCUAACUGAGAAACAAUUACGAAUUAUAGUACUAGGGGAACCAGCUACAGGGAAGACUUCUUUAGUUUCUCGCUACUGCUAUGAUCAUUUCUCGCGACAGUAUUGUCCGACAUCUGGAGUAGAUUUUUUCCUAAAGAAAGCAUCACUUGGUAGCUUAAAAGAUAUUUCGUUACAAAUCUGGGACAUAGGUGGUCGUGUGUUAUCAGGCAACUUGCUUGAUAAAUAUGUACUUGGAGCUAAUAUUGUUUAUGCAGUGUAUGAUGUCACUAGUAUGCCUAGUUUUGAGGGAUUAUAUUCUUGGCUUGAGGCAGUAAGAAGAAUAUGUGCUGCUCAGGAACAUCAGCCCCUCAUUUGUAUACUAGGAAAUAAAUGUGACUUAGAGCAUCAAAGAUGUGUUCGUCUUGAUCGACACAACAUGUUUGUUCAGGAAAAUAAUGUGUCAUCAUAUCUUGUCUCGGCAAGAACAGGAGAAAUGGUGGCUCUAUGCUUCCAGAAGAUGGUAGCUCAUGUGUUGGGCAUCCAAUUAUCUCGAGCUGAGCAAGAAGAGCAACAACCUGUUAUGAGAGCAGAAAUUGUGGCUGCUCCACCUGUUAUUCCAGAGAACUCUUCAACCAUUACACGCACCUCUUCAGUUUGUGUUAUCCAGUGAAUGUCACAUUGUUGCUUUGUAUCAUCCUUUUGUAAUUUUUAAAUCUCUCUCCAAUAGGUCUGAAGAAAGCUAAUAAUUGUUCACAAACACUGUUCUGAGAAAUUACCAAACAGUACAGCUGUUAUUAUCUUGAAGGGACUAUAAACUGGAAAAUAAAUAUAAUAAGAUGAAAAAUUAAAUGAACACUAAUAGGAAACUACAUACACAAUGGCUACUGUAUAAAUAGUGCUUAACAUUUUAAUCUUUUAAUUUAUAUACUAUAAAACAAUAAAACAUGGAAAAAUCAUUAUUUUCAAUCAAUUGCAUGGUGUAAGUUGAGUUCACAAGUGGAGAUUCAUGCAUUCUGCUUCUAAUUAAAAAAUGUUCUUGAUGGCUGACAUGUAUUUCAGACUGAUUCUUGUUCUGCAGUAAUAUGUCUCACAUGGUUCUGACAGUGAUACCUUUUCAAAUAAUAUUCCUUUAAUAGUGAGAUGAUCGCAACUAGAGGGCUAGGCAAGUAUGGUGAAACAGAUAAACAGUGAUCUCACUGAUGUAAUCAUCUCAGAAUGUGUAUAAAGUCAUUUACAAAAAACCAUUAGAAAACUAAAUGAGGUCUCUGCAGAAAUAUAGGAAUACUUGAGGUGACACUGCCCCUAUGAAUUAUCUUAGAAAAUCGACUGAAGAAAGGCAAACCUACAUUUCCAGCAAUUGUAGAGUUAGAUAAAGCUUUCACUCUUUGAAAUCUGGAUGGUAGUGAGGAUAAAAUAACUGGACUGAAAGGUUAUCUACAACUCACCCAGAAAUCAGACUGUAGAAAUCAGAAAGCACAAAAGCAAAGCAGUAGAUGUAAAGGGUGCGAGAUGGGGCAGUAGCCUAUCACCAGUGUCAUCCAAUGUGUUUGUCGAGUGAGCAGUAAAGGAAACCAGGGAGAAAUUUAGAAAGGGAAUUAGAGUUUGAGCAAAGGAGUAAAACUCUGAUAUUUGCUGACAGUGAAAUUCUGUCAGACAGCAAAGGCCUUGGAAGAUCAGUUGAACAGAAUGGAUAGUGUCUUGGGAUUAAUAUAAACAAAUGUAAGGUAAAUUUAACGGAAUUUACUCAAGCAAAAUCAGUCAAACCUGAGGAAAUUAGAUAAACAAAUGAGAUACUAAAAAAUCAGAAGAUUUGAACAGAAAAAUAAAUGGUGAUGGCUAAAGCAGAGAGGGUACAAAAUGUAGAUGGACAAUAGCAACGAAAGAGUAUCUGUUGAAAAGGAAUUUGUUAACAUGAAAUAGUGAUUUAAGUGUUAGUAUGUCUUUUCCUGAAGGAAUUUGGCUGGAUGAUGUCUUGCGUGGAAGUGAAGUGUGGGCGAUAAGCAGUUCCGAGAAUAGAAACUUUUAAAAUUUGAUGCUACAGAAUCAGAUGGGUAGGUCAAGUAUUGAAGUAGGUACUGACUAGAAUUGAGGAGAAAAGAAAUCCUUGCAGUUUGGCUUUCAAGCAACUGGGAAGCACAUAUAACUUCAGUCUGUGUUGGAAAGUUAAUUUUAUUACCUACCAAAUUCAUUACCUUGCUAGGUGGACAGUUGAAAAUUUUUAUGAUUCUAUACAUCACUCCUUUCCGUGCCUUGGUACAACAGAGUGAUGGACUGUGUAAGACAUUUCUCUACCCAGUAUUACUUGUAUAAAUGUUAGUGUUAUUUUUGAACUGUGAUUGGUUGUUGACACCAAAUCUCUAAGGAGUAAAUGUACUGCCAGGCUCUUAACAGUAGUCCCAAUAGUCUAGUGAGCUUUCUACAAGAAGUUAUAGUGUGACACAAUCUAUUAUCCACACUUGUCUGCAAGUUAACACAUUCUUCCUCCAUGAUGAGUUGUGCCAUAAUACAGUACUGAAAACAAUGUCAGUGGUUUACACUUUCAUCUCCAAAAUCUGUUAUCUGUGAUACAAAGGCUACAAAG
This is a messenger RNA of Schistocerca cancellata (South American locust), 2757 nucleotides long. Its product is annotated as ras-related protein Rab-28-like. Gene Ontology annotation, cellular component: endosome; Golgi apparatus. The transcript has 5 exons. The coding region runs from base 178 to 846 and encodes 222 amino acids. The record is from RefSeq and is a predicted model, not a curated record. NCBI's taxonomy places the organism in Eukaryota, Metazoa, Arthropoda, Insecta, Orthoptera, Acrididae. Gene Ontology annotation, molecular function: GTPase activity; GTP binding.